AUGAAGCUCGGACACUUACUCGAAGCGACUCUCCUGGCCACCCUCGUGAGCGCCGAUAAGUGGACAAGAUACACGGACGACUACUAUGCUGCAAUCGGCUGCAAGCUGGCCGUCGACAAGAGUGCAGAUUUCUGUGGCACCCCAGAACUAGCCAAGAAGUACAAGUGCAUUUGCAAAAACAAGUACGCCAUGGCGUCCUGGGCAUACUGCGCUUCGGCCUUCCCAGAGGUGGACCAGUCCGGCUUCAACGAGCAGAUCGUGGAAAUGUGCCAAGAAAACGCAAACCAGACUUGGACAUCGGACCAGAUCAAAGCCAACCUCGUCAAGUACAACUCCACCAUCGUCAACAUCGAAUCUGACUCCUCCUUCAACAAAACAAGCCCUCAGUUUGCUGUCACCGGCAAAAAACUCAAGAAACUUGCAUACACCAACUUCAUCUCCUACAAGCACAGAUGGGACAACGUCAACAAUUCCCACUACAUGGGUAUUGCCUUUGUCUCUGCAGUCGGUGCAGUCACCCUUUUGGCUGGUCUCAUCAACUGGUCCCUCAGACUGUCCCGUCGUUACUCAAACGCUGUUGUCGGUAGAGUGCCUAACUUCUUCAGAAAGUACUUCACUCUCGGUUUGAUUGGCAACCAUCUACAUGUGAACAAGCUGCAAGGUAUAAACCCUGAUAGAAUCGAAGCAUUUUUCAUCUUCAUUAUGUUCCUAUACUCCAUCUUAUGCUGCACGAUCAUUGGGUUCAACUACUACCCUGGAGACACUGUAUUUGCAACCUAUCAAGCUGGUACCUCAAGAUACUAUGGUGACAGAGCGUGUAUCAUGCUUUCCUACCAAAUGCCUCUUUUGUUCAUCUUCCCAGGUAGAAACAACUUUUUCCAGUACAUCACUAGAUGGAAAUACAGUAGGUUUGUCACUUUCCACAAAUGGUUGGGUAGAAUCAUCAUGAUGGAAAUCUUCAUCCACGCAUUUGCUAUGGCCUCUCAAACCUAUGCGCUGGACAAGUUCACUCGUUUCGGUACUGACUGGUAUAGGGAAGGUAUUACUGCUUGUGUCUGUGCUGCUAUCAUCAUUGUUCUUGCGGCUGGACCAAUCAGAAGAUUCUACUACGAACUCUUCCUUGCCGUCCACGUUGUUUUGGUUGUCAUGUUUUUAUGGACUGCAUGGAGACACGCAUACUCACAAGAUUACCAGGACUUCUACUGGGCUUGUUGCGCAGUUUGGAUCUUUGACACUGUUGUUAGAUUUGUUCGUAUUGUUCUGUUUGGUGGUCCAAAGACCGCUGAAAUCGAGCUAUUCCCUGGUGAAGACGUCUUGAAGAUCACCGUUCCAGCGUCUAAGAUCCUCAAGGGUACUCCGGGCUCACACGCUUUCAUUCACUUCUUGACCCCAUUGAGAUUCUGGCAAUCACAUCCAUUCACUGUUUAUCCUUCCGAAACUCAGGAUAGUGCAGUCACUUUUACUUGUCGUGUCAAGAAGGGUAUGACCAAGUUCCUUGCCGACAAAUGCAAAUCAAGUGGCAAUAAUAAGAUUUCGAUGAAAAUCUGUGUUGACGGUUACUAUGGUGAGCAAUCACCAUACCACUUCUAUGACAAAACCGUUUUUAUUACUGGUGGUACUGGUAUUGCUGGUCCUUACUUCCAUGCUAAGAAGCUUGUGCAAAGCGAUUCAAACAGAGAAGUCAAGUUGUACUGGAGCGUCCGCACUUACGAAUGCAUUAGAUGGUUUGUCCCAGAAUUAUUAACAUUCAAAGAUACGCAGCUAAAGCCAGUAAUCUUUGUCAGUCAGCCAGAAAACAAUUCCAGCUCAACUUCAAGUGAUGACAAUGAAAAGAAGGAGUCUGAUGUCGAUUCCGUUGAGAAGGAUGAUAUUUUGAAGCAACUUGAUUUUGUUGAAAUCAAGCACGGUCGUCUGUCGGUUGCUGAGAUUGUGAAUUCAGAGAUUGCAAGUUCUACCGGCUCUGUUGCCUUUGGUGCAUGUGCUCACACACAGGUUGUUGAUGACGUUAGAAGAACCGUUGCUAACAGUUUAGACCUUUCUACUCAUAAAAUCGAGUAUUUUGAAGAAAUGCAAAGCUGGUAA
Molecule: messenger RNA, 2082 nt
Organism: Pichia membranifaciens NRRL Y-2026
Lineage: Eukaryota; Fungi; Ascomycota; Pichiomycetes; Pichiales; Pichiaceae
Exons: 1
Coding region: 1-2082 (693 amino acids)
Biological process (GO): iron ion transport; intracellular iron ion homeostasis; copper ion import
Cellular component (GO): plasma membrane
Molecular function (GO): ferric-chelate reductase activity
Source: RefSeq, a predicted model, not a curated record